Messenger RNA from Seriola dumerili (greater amberjack), 4477 nucleotides. It is a transcript of the gene cables1, whose product is annotated as Cdk5 and Abl enzyme substrate 1. The coding region runs from base 102 to 1757 and encodes 551 amino acids. The record is from RefSeq and is a predicted model, not a curated record. Gene Ontology annotation, cellular component: cytosol. Lineage: Eukaryota; Metazoa; Chordata; Actinopteri; Carangiformes; Carangidae. The transcript is spliced from 10 exons. Gene Ontology annotation, biological process: nervous system development; regulation of cell cycle.
ACAGGCCACUACCAUUCACCAGCACAAGCACGAUUAACUCAAUAUUAAUGUCAGCAAGGUAAGAUCGCUGCAGCAGGGACUCGGAUCAGUGGAAGUGGACCAUGGCGGCUGCCACGAGCAGCAACACAUCCACAGCCACGCUUCAGAUAAAGCACCCCAGUAUCGAGCAUACGCGGAAACGCAUAGACCCGAGGAGGAGGCAAGCGGCGCUGUCUUUUCUCAGCAACAUUUCUUUAGAUGGACGACCCGUGCAAGACGAUGCAGACAAUCAAAACGAAGAGGAAGGCUCACUUGAACCUAGGACUACACAGAGCCUGGUUUCCCCGGAGCGCUCGGCGUACGGGGCUGCUGGCGCCGGAGCUGCUGCUGCUGCGGCGGCGGCGGCGGCGGCGGCGACCACGGCCGCCCAGGCGCUCGCUUUUGCAAACCAGGCUCUCCUCGCCAGCAGUCGGGCCAGUUUUGGGACGGGUCCUGCCGCUGCCCCGGCGGCGGGUGCAGACACGGAGGGCGACGCUUUCGUGUCCUCGACGUUCAGCUCUCCCUUCUCCGCGGUCCCAGCCUCGACUAGAGGGAGGCUGCAGACGUACACUCAGGGAAUCCUUCCUGCCUCCUACUCCAGACAGUCCUCCCAAAGCUACUGCCUGGAGGGUGGACAGAUAGCCAACUCUGCCAUAGAGCUACAGAGGUCAAGACGAAGACUCAUCUCUCAGCGCUCUUCGCUUGAAACGCUAGAGGACAUUGAGGAAAAUGCUCCUCUUCGCAGAUGCCGAACCCUAUCGGGUUCACCCCGACCAAAGAGCUUCAAGAAAGUCCACUUCAUAAAGAACAUGAGGCAACAUGAUAUGCGCAAUGGAAGGAUAGUCCUUAUCAGUGGCAGAAGAUCCUUCUAUAGUGUAUUUUCUGUCCUGCCCUAUCGAGAUUGUAGCCAAGCAGGGGAUAUAAAGCUGGAAGGAGGGCGUCAGCGGCACCCGUCAGGAGGCGUCAGUGCCAAGGAGAUGGUGAUCGGGCUGGAGGGAGUGGAGUUGGGAGCAGAUGGAAAGACUGUAUCCUACACCCAGUUCUUGUAUCCUACUAAUGUGCUGGGUGGUCGCAGAAACACCAUCGACUCCACCUCUUCCUUCUCUCAAUCUCGUAACGCCAGCCACCGCAGCCUCAGUUUGGGCCGAGCCAACAGCAACCAGAGCAGCCUAGACACAGGGAAUGAUUUGGUUGACUUUCGCGAGUAUGAUCCGAAUCUGCUGGAUGACCCUCAGUGGCCUUGUGGAAAACACAAGAGAGUCCUCAUCUUCCCCUCCUACAUGACUACGGUCAUUGAAUACGUCAAACCCUCUGACCUCAAGAAGGACAUGAAUGAAACCUUCAAGGAGAAAUUCCCCCACAUAAGGCUUACACUCAGCAAGAUAAGGAGCUUGAAAAGGGAGAUAAGAAAGCUGGCCCAGGACGAGUGUGGUUAUGAGGAGCCCACAGUGGCCAUGGCUUUCGUCUACUUUGAAAAACUUGUUCUUCAAGGCAAACUAAACAAGCAGAAUCGUAAACUCUGUGCUGGAGCUUGUGUUCUUCUGGCAGCCAAGAUUGGUGGUGAUCUCAAGAAACAUGAAGUCAAGCUCCUGAUAGACAAACUGGAGGAGAGGUUCAGAGUGAACCGCAGAGAGCUGAUAGCCUUCGAGUUCCCUGUCCUGGUGGCGCUGGAGUUCAACUUGCACCUGCCCGAACACGAGAUCAUGCCCCACUACAGACGCCUGCUGCAGACCUCCUAGCAUUAGUAACCCAUCAGGAGGACGACCACCAGGUUCUCCUCCUGAUCUCCUCCCCACAGUAUCCAUCCUCCCACCUCUCUCUUCCCCAUCGCCGUCUCACCGCUUCAAGGUACAGUUGGUUGUCAGUCAGCCGCCGCCGUUCAUCAUUACCGACAACCCUCUCCUUCAUCUCAGAGACCUGGAAUCAGCCAAAGGGACACGUGUUUUUAAACAAACUUUUCUCAAUUUUUUUGACUUCUACAUUCAUUAUCACUACAUGGACUUGGAAAGAAAGGGUUCAACUGUCUGCAAACAAGUUGUUUUUCUAGUUUGCAUGUUCCACAUCUCUUCAUCUUCAUUUUGUAUACUUUAGAUCUCUCUUGUUGCUUAAGAGAGCUUUUUUUCUUUUUCUUUUUUGCUUGAAUCUGAUGGUGAACAUUUUUUUUCUCAGUUAAAACAACCAAUGAUUGUAACAUUUUUUAUCAUCUCUUUUCAUUAAUCUCCUUCUUUGGUAUGAUUGGUUGCCUCCUGGCCUGGAUAAAAUUUAAACAAAAGCCCUUUAAGUGGCUGGUUUUGGCUGGACUGUUAUUCCUCAGAGUGACUCAUCUUUUCGCAAGUCAUCGUCUUAAAAGUGCACUUUUUGAAUAUUGCAAGACGUGGGCAGAACGGGGACAUUUUUUUUCCCAGACUUUUAAUGAGCUUGGGAACGAACCCUGAAAAAUAAGCUGUGUUCACAAGCACCGCACACAAUUCAUUUGAAUGGACCUUGGAUUUGUUUUUUCUCUCGUGUUUUAUUCACUAUUUUCUAGCCACAACUUAUCCGCAUGACAAGAAAUGAUUGUUUGUACGCAGGUACUUGCAGACAAGAUGGGACUUCCUAUUUUCACUGAAGUAUUCCAUUCAUUUUCUACCAGUCAGAUGCUUGCCAUGGACUUAUGGAGACCAGACCCACUUUUAUCAAUGUCGAAUUUCCUGUGCUCUAUGUUAGAGUGUAUUGCUCCGCACAUUUACAGUGCUAUAAUGGGGUCAAGGUGGUCGCUCUGUGAAGUUGUUCAUGAGUGCAAACAUGCCAUUAACCAGUGAGAAGGAUUAGCAGCAGGGUGCUCUAGUUUUGAGAGAGAAUGUCCUUUACCUGGUGGAUCUGGGUUAAGAAGACCCUGAGCUAGUAAUUGUCCUCCUGCUGAAGUGUCCUUGAGCAAGAAACUGAGUCCCUUCAGGCUCAAGGGACACUGCUCUUUAACUGACCCUGAUGGCUUAUAACUUCGCAUAUAACUUGAAUUAGCAUUUGUUUAUUUGAAAUUUGAAAUGUUUAAAAAAAGAAACACUGAAAAUUGAGGAAAACAAAGCGUGCCAAUGUGACCAAUUAAACAAGUAUUAUUCCAUUUAUUUGGCAUGUUAUCUCAAUUAGAUUUUUUUUUUAUCACCUUGAAAUUGUCUCACACAAUACCACAGAGUAUUGAGAGGGCACCUAAUCAGGCAGUAGGCCUUCUUGAAAAAUAGUAUUUAAUGCUGCUCCAAGUAUUGAUGAUAUUUGAGCUGAAAUGAUCACAAGAGGAAACCAAAUUUUUAGUGAUGAAAGUUUGGAUUGUGCUGAUUUUAAGGUGGGUGGGGGGGAUUACUGAGCUUCUUUUUGUUUGCAAGCCCAAAGAUUUCGCUGUAAGAUGCACACUAAAUACUCUGUGAGGAAAGACUCAUGGGCGACACUUACUACCUGUGUAUGUUUGUAAAUAAAUUGCUUUGCUUGUUCAAUCAAAACGAGACUCUUGACGUUGUUGUUGCUUGAACCAAGCCUAGAAUGUGUUUCCUAAUGACUACCAUGAUCCAAUUACUUCUCCUCUAGUGCCACCGUAAGGUUGACAUAUGUGAUUUUUAGUUAAAUGUCUCAACAACUACUGGAUGGAUUGCCAUAAAAUUAGGUACAAACAUGCACGUCUAUCUAAGGAUGAAAUUUGGUCAGUUUGGUGAAUCCCAAACUUUUUAUAUGGAGCCAUCUUCUUGUUGAAAUAUCAAGUACAGUCUCACAGAGCUGCUAGCAUGGCUGUAGGCAAGUGGUUUAAACAAAUCUCAUCUAGGUUACAAUGGAAACUGUUCUCUCCAAUGUUCCUUAAAUUACAAGUUUUGUUAAAUGGCGCACUGUGAAAACGUUGUGGGACAAGUGAUAGUCAACUUGCAAACAUGUUACAUUUAUGCAUCUUGACAGGAGCUGCACUUAUUGCACUUGUAUCUUUUUGAGUCUAAAGGUCAGCACAGUAUUCCAUGUGCUUUUUAAAUACACUGCAAUCAUAACAAAGCUAAUGAUUAACCCGUGGCUGCAGUCUCGUAUCAUUUUCACCAUGUCUUCCUUGUUAAAAAUGUGACAUAAACAGUGAAACAGAGGAAUCCGUCUAUGAAAAAUACAAGAGGUGCAGACGAGCAGUAGCAAAAUCUAACUGAUGAAUAACUUAAGCCUCUUGCAAAUGAUUUUAAAUGUAAAUUAUUGAAAUCAUCUAUUCCUUUGUAAUAAAAGACCUGUCUGGGAUCCUAUUUGAUGCUUCAAAGUUAUGUUAUGUCAUGGUGCAGCUUAUAUUUUAAUUUAAUUCACAUGAAUCAUAUGUGACUUGAGCUCACAAUCACAAGAUUAUCAGUAGAACAACAAACUGAGUUCAUCUGUACUUGCAUUAAAAGCUGAGCUCACUGCUGCUCUACAACAUGCUGCCAAAAGUUCUCUUUUGUUGUGUCAGUGUCGGUGGUUCUGUUCAUUU